AUGGGCCUCUUCUUGCUGCCCUUCAGCCGUGCUCAAGAGCUAGUGGCCAUGGGCCGGGCCAAGCAGGGGGACUUCCUCCUGCUGUCCGGGUACUGUGGUUGGGGCCCGGGGCAGCUGCAGGAGGAGCUGCGGGACGGGAAGAGCUGGGUGCUGGCGGCUGCCGGUUGCAAGGCAAAGUGA
This is a messenger RNA of Effrenium voratum, 180 nucleotides long. NCBI's taxonomy places the organism in Eukaryota, Dinophyceae, Suessiales, Symbiodiniaceae. The record is from the annotation of a GenBank genome assembly.